This is a messenger RNA of Athene cunicularia (burrowing owl), 3121 nucleotides long. Its product is annotated as fas-binding factor 1 homolog. NCBI's taxonomy places the organism in Eukaryota, Metazoa, Chordata, Aves, Strigiformes, Strigidae. The transcript is spliced from 23 exons. The coding region runs from base 15 to 2903 and encodes 962 amino acids. Gene Ontology annotation, cellular component: ciliary transition fiber; centriole; ciliary basal body. The record is from RefSeq and is a predicted model, not a curated record. Gene Ontology annotation, biological process: establishment of epithelial cell polarity; cilium assembly.
AGUCUGGACCUGCGAUGGAGAAGAAGCCCCUGUCGUCCUUCGCUGCUUCCCGACAGUACAGGAAAUUUAACUUUGAAGAUUUAGAUGAUCCUCUGUCGGGGCUCUUGUCUGAUGAGGAGCAGGAUGCUCCCAAGAAGCCAACUCUGACAGGUGCUGAAAGCAUCCCUGAGAAGCAAGGAAAACAGAGCAAGGAGCAAGAGCCACGUGCAGCCCAGACGCCUCUGCGCACCACGGCCCCAACGUGGAGGAGGAAGGAGAUCACCUUUGACGAGGACAUCACCGACCUGAUGGAUGCCAUGGGACUUGGCAGCAGCCCGGGAAGAGAUGGCAAGAAGGCAGAAGACAGAGAGGAGGUCCGGCCAGCCCGCGCCGUGCUGGACGAGUUGCUGGGACGAGGCUCCGUGUCCAGAAUCCUGGAAGAGCCAGGCCUGGGAGAGCGCCGGGAGGUCACACAGAAGUACCCCCAAAAGCAGCCGGAGAAGGAAGAGGGUUGGCGCAAGGAGGAUUAUGUGUUUGGAGCUUACCAGCCCUCAGUGGCCUCUACAGCCAAGGGCCAGCCGGCAAGAAGGCAGCCUGUGAGCAGGUUUUCAGCCGAGAAGAGCAGUGAAGUUAAAGCAGAGCCCCUCUCCAAAGCUCCCCCGUUAGCCAGCCGGAGGCCCAUGCAGGGCCGCAGGAAUCGAGGUGACUGGCUGGGCUUGAAAGAUGAAGACGUUCUGGAUUUGGAGCUGUCAUCUCCACCGAAGGCCAAUCCUGCAACAGCUGGGCGGCCUGCCCCUGCCAGACAGCUCCCAGCUGGAGAGGAGGCAGCUGCUAAACCUGCCCCGGUGGAGGAGGAGGAGGACUGGCUGAGCGCUGCCUUAUCACGCAAAAAAGCCCAAGCGCAGGCGAAGGCCCAGCAGAGGAGCGCCAAGCCCUCGGAAGCCCCAGUUGAAGGGCUGAAUCGCUGCUCUCCUGUCAGGAUGCUUUUUGCUUGCAGCCAGUCAGCAGCCUCCCCAGGAGCACGGCCACAGGCAGCCACCGUGCAGGCCGAGACAGUGAGCACAGACAGCUCCAGGCCACCGCUCCCCUGGCUCAGCACCGCUGAACAAGGCUCAGCUCAGCCGUCGGAGGCAGCACAGUGGGAUCCCUCCAGAGAUGCCAGCGCCCCAGUCCCUACAGCCUUGUUCCCGGGAGAGCAGGAGACACAGGGCCCUGCCCCGCUGGCUCAGGCAGAGUCUCCAGGCCUGGGCUUGCUGCAUGAGAGGAAGCUGGGGGCUCCCGCGGCCCAGCUCCAUGAGGGCUGUCGGGCAGCGCUGUUCCGUGCCCAGGCCCGUGUAGCGGAGUUGGAGAGCCAGGUGCAGACAUUGGAGCUGGCAUGGGCUCAGGACAAACUCUUGUUGGAGAUCCUCCGGCAGCGGCACCAGGAGGACCUGGAACUCCUCGACAGCACCCACAGGAGCCAGGUGAAGAUGUUAGAGGAGACCUGCAGGCAGCGAGAGCAGAGGCUGCGGCAGGAGAAGGAGCAGCUGGUGGCUCAGCUCCUGGGGCAGAGGCAGGAGGCGGAGCAGGAGCGGGCAGAGCUGCUGGCGCAGCACUUGGCCGAGCUGGAGCGGCUGCGAGAGCUGCAGAGGGUGUCUGUGCGGGAGCUGCGCAGAGAGCACGAGCAGCAGCUCCAGCAGCUGAAGUGUCUGAAGGACCAGGAGAUUGAGGCGGUGAUCAGCGCCACUUCGCACACCAGGACUCUGAACGGUGUCGUGGAUCAGAUGGAGAAGUUCUACGGCACCCUGUGUGACGUUUUACAGAAGGUGGAGGCCACACAGCAGACAACCUCCCAGGAGGUGGCCAUGGGGGCACAGAAGCAGAAGUAUCUCAAGGAGCUCCAGGACAGCCUCUGUCAGCAGCAGAGGGAGGCGGAGGAGGAUGGGUGCCAGUUCCAGGAGAUGGUGGCUAAACUGGAGGCCAGGCUGGAUGAGCAGACCCGGCUGCUGGAGGAGCACCAGAGGUUGCUGGCGGAGCGCUCCAAAGUGGAAUCGCUGGAGGAGGAGAAACAAGCGAUGACGCAGCAGCUCUUGGAGCGAGUGGAGCUGGAGAAGGCGAAGAGCGUGUUGCUGGAGGAGCAGCUGGCGGUGACGUGGCAGCACGCGGGGGAGCUGCAGAAGCUGGCGGCUGAGCGGGCUGAAUUUGACGCCCAGCAGCAGCCACUGAGAAAGGAGCAGGACACGGCCCGAGCGCCGCCCAUGGCCUCCCAGGGAGAGGGCCCCGUGAGGAGCCUGGCCAAGGAGUGGGCCAAGGUGAAGUUGUGGGACCACACACUGAGAGCCCAGGAGGAGCAGCUGGCGAGGGAGAAAGAGCUGCAGGACAAGCUUUGUCAGGAGCUGAAGGCAGAGAGGGAGAAUGUGAAUGAGGCUGCACUGCGCGUCCGGCUGCAGGAGGAGGAGAUGAAAAGAACGACCAAGCUCUCCUCCCAGAAGUACGAGGAAGGGCAGCGAGCCCUGCAGGAGGCACGCAGGGUCGAGUCGCAGGACCAGUCCAGACUGCAGGCCCUGCAGUGGCAGUUGGAGCAGUUCAGGCAGCAGAAAGAGUGUCUGCACCAGGGUCGGCUGAGCAUGGCUAAGCAGAUGAGCCAACUUCAACAGCUGCGCCAGGAGCUGUCCAACCACCCCACGAUGGUGCGGACAGCAAAGCAGGACUCCAGUGCCCCUCUGACAGGCUCCUCCAGUGUGCCGGGGAGCCUGGGAGGUGUCGAGGAACUCCAGGCCGCUGUCGAGAAACUCGUGGCCAGUGCCAGCUCUGCCGAGUUUAGUGCCACAGUGGCGAUGAUGAAGUACCGGGUCCUGCAGAACCGUGCUUACUUAGACAAGGAGCAGCUCUUCCUGGAGUCCCUGAAGAAAGUGCCCUACAACACUGCUUCUGUGCGAGGCUGAAGUGGUGAUGCCCCUUCGGUUCCCUUCCAGGACACUCAAAAGGCUUCCCAGCUCCAUUGCUGCAGAUUUAAUGUAAAUACUCUUGUCACAAGUUGGACAAAGAAACACUCUGUGGGCCUGGUUGAAGAGGCUACAUGUUGGAGGAGGAUUAGAACAACACAGAACUUUCCUGCAGUUGCAUGAGUUAUUGGGGCUGUUGUCGUCAUAAUGAACUAAAC